Onychomys torridus (southern grasshopper mouse) is the source of this 3627-nucleotide messenger RNA. Its product is annotated as zinc finger protein 14. Gene Ontology annotation, molecular function: DNA-binding transcription repressor activity, RNA polymerase II-specific; RNA polymerase II transcription regulatory region sequence-specific DNA binding. Gene Ontology annotation, cellular component: nucleus. Bases 346 to 3021 code for a protein of 891 amino acids. Lineage: Eukaryota; Metazoa; Chordata; Mammalia; Rodentia; Cricetidae. The transcript has 7 exons. Gene Ontology annotation, biological process: regulation of immune system process; regulation of cytokine production; negative regulation of transcription by RNA polymerase II. The record is from RefSeq and is a predicted model, not a curated record.
CCCCCGCGCGCGGCCCUUUAAGCGCUGGGGCUCUGGUGGUCCCUGGUCUUGGCGCUGUCGCGGGUGGCGUCACCUCGGCGGCGCGGGACGGGGCCUCUGAGCGGCGCUAGCUGGGUGUCUGGGUCCUGGUCCCCUGGGCGUAGUGAAGGCUCGGCGGGUCUGGACAAGGCUCCAAGGAAAGUUGGGAUGUGAAGAUUCUCUCCUACCCGGUCCUGCUGCAGUCUUGAAGCCUCACAGGAACAGAAGCAGGAAAUUGCUGUUGCCUGUUGUUAUAAGCUCUGGCCUCAGUGAACUCUGCUUCUUCUGAGAAAUACAUUUCAAGGAAGACUGUUGAAUUUCUAAACCAUGGCCCGUGUGUCAGUGAUGUUCAGUGACGUAUCCAUAGCCUUCUCUCGGGAAGAGUGGGAGUGCCUGGACCUGUCGCAGAGGGAUUUGUACAAAGAUGUGAUGAUGGAGAACUACCACAAUGUGGCCUCACUGGUAGGCUACUUCAUUUCCAAACCAGAUGUGAUUUCCUUGCUGGAGCAAGGGAAGGAGCCCUGGAAGGUUGUGAGGAGGAGAAGACGAAGCCCAGAUUUGGAAACUAAGGAUGAGACCAAUCAGUUAUCCUCAGAAAACGGCAUUUAUGAAAUGAAUUUGUCCCAAUGGAAGAUAAUGGAAAGAAUUGAGAACAGUAGCCUGAAGGGCCUUAUUUUAAAAAGUGAAUGGGAGUCCAAAAGAAAACAUGAAAGCCAGGAGGGAUAUCUCAGACAAGUGAAGAUCACAUCUGAAAGAAUGUCCUCUUCCCAAAAGCGUACAUCUGCUACUCCACGCCAGAGAGUCCAUUUUGUGGAGAAACCCCAUGAAUGUAAUGAAUGUGGGAAGGCGUUUAGAGUGCGCCAACAGCUUACUUUUCAUCAUAGAAUUCAUACUGGCGAGAAACCCUAUGAAUGUAAGGAGUGUGGGAUGGCUUUUAGGCAGACUGCACACCUUAGCAGACAUCAGAGACUUCAUUCUGGUGAGAAACUGUAUGAAUGUAAGGAGUGUGGGGAAGCAUUCAUAUACGGCCCAGACCUUAGAGCACAUCAGAAAAUCCAUCCUGGUGAGAAGCCCUACGCAUGCAAAGAAUGUGGGAAAGCCUUCAGGGUACGGGGACAACUUACUCUCCACCAGAGGAUCCAUACUGGUGAGAAGCCCUAUGUGUGUAAAGAAUGUGGGAAGGCCUUCAGGCAGUAUGCACACCUUACUCGACAUCAGAAACUUAAUGUCGCUGACAGACUCUAUGAGUGUAAGGAGUGUGGGAAAGACUUUUUGUGUGGCUCUGGCCUUAGAGUACACCACAAACUCCACACUGGCGAGAAGCCCUAUGUGUGUAAGGACUGUGGGAAGGCCUUCAGAGUUCGACAACAACUAACACUGCACCAGAGGAUCCACACUGGCGAGAAGCCCUACGAGUGUAAGGACUGUGGGAAGACCUUCAGUCGGGGCUACCAUCUUAUUCUCCAUCACAGAAUACAUACCGGUGAAAAGCCUUAUGAAUGCAAGGAAUGCUGGAAGGCGUUCAGUCGAUACUCACAGCUGAUUUCACAUCAGAGUGUUCAUAUUGGCGUUAAACCCUAUGACUGUAAAGAAUGUGGGAAGGCCUUCAGACUCCUCUCACAGCUGACUCAGCACCAGAGUAUCCAUGCUGGCGAGAAGCCCUACACAUGUCAGGAGUGUGGGAAGUCUUUUAGGUUGCGUCAGAAACUUACUCUACACCAGAGCAUUCACACUGGUGAAAAGCCCUUUGAGUGUAAGGAAUGUAGGAAGGUCUUUCGACUUAAUUCGUCUCUUAUCCAACAUCUGAGAAUUCAUUCUGGUGAGAAACCCUAUGAGUGUAAAGAAUGUAAGAAGGCCUUUAGACAGCACUCACACCUCACCCAUCAUCUGAAGAUUCAUAGUGUCAAAAAAUUCUAUGAAUGUAAAGAGUGUAGGAAGACUUUUAUCCGCCGCUCAACACUUAGUCAACACUUGAGAAUCCACACUGGUGAGAAACCUUAUAAAUGCAAGGAAUGUGGGCAACCCUUCAGACAGCGUGCACACCUUAUCCGACACCACAAACUCCACACUGGUGAGAAGCCCUAUGAGUGUAAGGACUGUGGGAAGGCCUUCACAGUGCUCCAAGAACUCACUCAGCAUCAGCGACUCCACACUGGGGAGAAGCCGUAUGGAUGCAAGGAGUGUGGGAAGGCCUUCCGGGUCCAUCAGCAGCUGGCUCGACACCAGAGGAUCCACACUGGCGAGAAGCCCUAUGAGUGCAAGGACUGUGGGAAGACCUUCAGACAGUGUACACACCUCACCCGACACCAAAGACUUCACACUUCGGAGAAGCUCUACGAAUGUAAGGAGUGUGGGAAAGCCUUUGUGUGUGGUCCUGACCUUCGAGUACAUCAGAAAAUCCACUUUGGGGAGAAGCCCUAUGAAUGUAAGGACUGUGGCAAGUCCUUCAGAAUAUGCCAACAGCUGACUGUCCACCAGAGUAUCCACACUGGGGAGAAACCCUUUGAAUGUAAGGACUGUGGGAAGGCCUUCAGAUUGAGGCAACAGCUUGUUCGUCAUCAGAGAAUCCAUACCCGUGAGAAGCCCUAUGAAUGUCUAGAGUGUUGGAAGACCUUCAGUAGUUACUCCCAACUGAUUUCACAUCAGAGCAUUCAUGUGGGUGAGAGACCCUAUGAGUGUGAAGAAUGCGGGAAAGCCUUCAGACUGUACUCACAGCUCACUCAGCACCAGAGCAUCCACACGGGUGAGAAGCCUUAUGAAUGCAAAGAGUGUAGGAAACCUUUCCGACUGCUCUCACAGCUCACUCAGCACCAGAGCAUCCACACGGGUGAGAAGCCUUAUGAAUGCAAGGACUGUGGGAAGCCUUUUAGACUUUAUUCAUUUCUUUCUCAGCACCAGAGGAUCCACACUGGAGAGAAGCCCUACAAAUGUAAGGAGUGUAAGAAGGCCUUCAGACAGCACUCACACCUCACCCAGCAUCAGAAGACCCACAGUGGAACUUAACAAAACCUCAGUUCUAUGUCAUGGUGCAAAAUGUCAGGAAAUCCAUUUUUGAGAAUAAUUUAUUUCAUGCUUAUAUAAGUAAGCGUAAGAAAUACUGAGUUGCUUUGAAAGUCCUCCAUUCUCACUUAAAUGUUACCUAUCUUCAGCAAACUCCCAUGAAAGAACAAUUUGAUGAAUGUAGGAAGAUCUUUAGCCUUUUCAGUUAUCAUCUCCAUCUAACUACUCUCUUCCCAUUGUGACACUGGACAGGACACUAAGUAUUAAUGGCGUUUGUUCACUGUCAAAAUGGUGAUAAUAGUACUUAUACAUGUUAUUUAUUGGUAUGUAACUAAUUACUAGAAAAAUAGUAGUUUAAAUAAUAUACACUUAUUAUCUAAAAAUGUCUAUAGAUUGAGAGUCCAGGUAAGCCUCAGUUGGGUCUUCGAGGUUUCAGCUAAGGCUUAACUAGAGAAAGACCCACAUUGAAGGGAACAAGUUAGAUACCUGCAACACCUGAAUUCUUUGAAAGCUGAUACAUUGAAGUUCCUGGCCACGACAAUGACAAUCCCAGUGUGACUGCUGGUUUUGUUUUUGUUUUAGACAGGGUUUCUCUGUGUAGCCCUGGCU